GUAAAACGUAAGGUUUUAACCAAAAGCGAGCUUUUCAGUUCUUGCUCGAUCGCUCUGGUUCUGAAGAACCCCCAUUUUCACCUCUAAUGGCCGCCAUUUUAGCUCGCAAAUCUCUGUCUGCUUUACGUUCUCGUCAGCUUGUUUUGGCAGGACAAGCAUUGCAAGGGACUAAUGCCCCCAGUGGGACUCUGCUUGGUACCCGCUCAUUUGCUACCAAGCAUUCGUUUUCUACUGAUAAAGAUGAUGAAGAAAGAGAGCAGCUAGCAAAGGAGUUAUCAAAAGAUUGGAAUUCAGUUUUUGAGCGAAGCAUCAAUACACUAUUUUUAACCGAAAUGGUUCGAGGUCUGAUGCUGACGCUCAAGUACUUCUUUGAGAAGAAAGUAACAAUUAACUAUCCAUUUGAGAAGGGCCCUUUAAGCCCUCGUUUCCGUGGAGAACAUGCUCUUCGACGUUACCCAACUGGAGAGGAAAGAUGCAUUGCGUGUAAACUUUGUGAAGCUAUUUGCCCUGCUCAAGCUAUCACUAUUGAGGCCGAGGCCCGAGAGGAUGGGAGUCGUCGGACGACUAGGUAUGAUAUUGACAUGACGAAAUGCAUUUACUGCGGAUUCUGCCAAGAAGCCUGUCCUGUUGAUGCAAUUGUUGAAGGGCCCAACUUUGAAUUUGCAACUGAGACUCAUGAGGAACUUCUUUACGACAAGGAGAAGCUUCUUGAGAAUGGUGAUCGAUGGGAAACUGAGAUUGCUGAGAAUCUUAGAUCUGAAAGCCUCUAUCGCUGAGUACUUUUGGUUAAUUUUUGAGUUGAGAUACAAUGAAAUUUUAUAGCUUCCUAGGAUUUAAUAAAGUAAAGGAAACUGUUGAAGUCUCCUUUUUUUGUUCUUUCCCUUGUCUUUCGGUUGUUGAGAUGGCUCUAUUUAGUAUACAUACAAAUUGGUGAAAAUAUGGACCAGCAUCGUAUUAAAUGUGGAAAAGGUUGAUGCUACUGUUUUAAGAACUCUAGGGUGGCAAGAUGACAUUUUUGUGAAGUAACGUUCUUGUUGAUUUAACUUGCUUCAUCAGUGCAAUUAUUUAUCAAA
Molecule: messenger RNA, 1073 nt
Organism: Nicotiana attenuata
Lineage: Eukaryota; Viridiplantae; Streptophyta; Magnoliopsida; Solanales; Solanaceae
Product: NADH dehydrogenase [ubiquinone] iron-sulfur protein 8, mitochondrial-like
Exons: 8
Coding region: 87-776 (229 amino acids)
Biological process (GO): mitochondrial respiratory chain complex I assembly; mitochondrial electron transport, NADH to ubiquinone
Cellular component (GO): membrane
Molecular function (GO): NADH dehydrogenase activity; 4 iron, 4 sulfur cluster binding
Source: RefSeq, a predicted model, not a curated record